Penicillium odoratum is the source of this 2067-nucleotide messenger RNA. Its product is annotated as LCCL domain-containing protein. The record is from RefSeq and is a predicted model, not a curated record. Bases 1 to 2067 code for a protein of 688 amino acids. NCBI's taxonomy places the organism in Eukaryota, Fungi, Ascomycota, Eurotiomycetes, Eurotiales, Aspergillaceae. The transcript has 2 exons.
AUGAUCGGAGAGGGGCGCGAUGAGGCCGGCAGGCUUUACGUCGCUCCACUACUCGAUGACGACGAACGACUCGUCAACCCUGACAAUUCCGAGGAUUUCCCUCCUCCUGAUGUGGAAUCAGGCAGCGCUCUUCCUGUCUGGCUACAAGAAUCAUCCAAGUCCUUCCGCUGGGGCUGGGUGCCAUUGCCUGUGAGGAAGGUCGGUCGCGCAACCGCAAAUUGGGUCAAAGGCCCUGACCCUCCGCAUAUGCUAUUGUUAAAACCACUAUUUCCGCGCCUUCAGGAACUACCCGUUCAAUAUCUCGAUCGCUUCUUCUCAAAGCGCAAACAUAAGCUAUUCUUACUCUUACUACUUUAUACCUCUUGGUUCUUGCCCUGGUUUUUGGUUCUCUUACACUCCCGCUCCUCCGGUUAUAUUGAGGGAUAUGGCCAGCUCCAGACCCUUUCAUGUUCGACCAAUCUCUGGCAAUUUGAGAAUGGAUGUGGCCUCAAUGGAAAUGAUUGUCGUCCAUUUUCUUCGUCGACAAUGGCCUUUCGGUGUCCCGCCAACUGCCGCGAUGCUAAACUACUAGAACCUCAUAUCGUGGGCAAUCAGUCUUUCAACUACGAAGGACUUGUGAUUGGAGGCUCACUGCCACAUUCCUCUGAGUCCGCAAUUUAUCGGGCGGACAGCUUUGUUUGCCAAGCGGCUAUUCACUCGGGUAUCAUCUCGAACGAAGGUGGUUGCGGGGUUGUGAAACUUGAAGGCGCGGCACACUCUUUCCCGGCUGUCAAACAGAACGGGAUCCAGUCGAAGUCGUUCCCAUCAACCUUCCCGAAGGCAUUUAGCUUCCUUCAGCUUUCUUCAUCGAAAUCCAACUGCCCAGCCGAUCCUCGAUGGUCUCUGCUUGGUGUGACGGCUGCUGCCAUCGGCCUGCUUUGGCUUUUCUGUACUUCACCGCCGGUGCUUUUCUUCAGUACCUUCUUUAUUGUCUUUUCCCAUACCGGACUCGUCGCUGAUCCGCCAUCCUACCCCAACCUGGCCGACCUCGUUUCGACGCUACUGUCCCGCAUGCUGCCCGCAUCCUUUGUGGUUUACGUCUUAUACAAGUUCUGUGCGGCGCCUCUCCUGAAGCCGAUCACAUCUCCUAUCUAUCAGGUUGAAAAGCUACUCUUAUACCUCCCACCGCUUUUCAUCGGAGCUUUAAACAAUUACACCUUUGCUCGGUUGAUUCCACUCCAGCGUCUUACCCCAAUGGACAUCCAGCAGCAGCCCGGGGCAAAGCUAGCCUUGGCACUGGUAAUCCCGACGGUGAUUCUGAUCAUUCUCAGCCAAGCCUGGCAGAUUCGCCAAGGAGGCUUAUUGCCUCGUUAUCUUAAGAUCUACUGCAGUAUGGGUCUUAUCAUUCUCAUCCUCUUGCCGCUCCCUGGCUUGCGACUCCGUAUUCAUCACUAUAUUCUGGCUAUUUUGCUCAUGCCCGGCACUGCCUUCCCAACACGUCCCUCACUGAUCUACCAAGGUUUACUUCUUGGUCUGUUCAUCAACGGCAUUGCCCGCUGGGGAUUUGCUUCCAUAAUUGAGACACCUGCAGCCCUGGGAGAAGCCCCGGGCCGCAAUGGAGCCCAUGAUUGGUGGGGUUCUGCCUAUCCCAACAUCACUGAUUCCUCUGUACGGAUCUCCUUGCCUGGCGUAGGAUCCCACCACACCCAUCGUGGCAAUGGAAAUAUCACAUUUGGCUUAUGGGAGCCUGAGCGAAUGGUCGAACUUGAUGUUGAUGGCAUUUCAGUUCUUCUUAACGACGUGGAACGAUGGCGAGCCUAUGUAGACGAGGACAAGCGAGGCGAGUUCACCUGGCACCGCCACGGGCACGAUGGUCUGGAGCUACAACAGCCACCCGUCUUCGAACGCCGGAGUGUUGGAUCUGAAUUAGACUCUCAAUCUGUUCUCCUUGGUGGUGGCGAUUCCUUCGACGAACCCGAAGAUCUGUUCUUCAGGUUUGCGUUCCUGCGAGGCGCCGAAGCUGGACGGUAUGGACCCACUGGAGUCUGGCGAAGUGAUGGCACAUGGAAAUCCCCGACUCCAGCAUGA